This is a messenger RNA of Papilio xuthus (Asian swallowtail), 1151 nucleotides long. Its product is annotated as serine/arginine repetitive matrix protein 1. The annotation marks the transcript as partial. The record is from RefSeq and is a predicted model, not a curated record. Lineage: Eukaryota; Metazoa; Arthropoda; Insecta; Lepidoptera; Papilionidae. The transcript has 6 exons.
CGCCGCGUGUUGCCGCCAGCCGCCUCCGCGAGGCAUGCGACUUAGCGUCGCAAAAUCUCUUCUUCAAUCAUCAUUACAAAACCGCGCGCCCUUGUGCCGACGGCAUGUUGGGCGCGCGGCUCAAAUCAUGGAUGGAGGCUCAGCUGGGGCGGGCGAAGAAACGUAAACAGAAGCAAAGCAAGCCGGCCCCGGCCACGACAACGCCUGGGCCUGUGCAAGCGCCUCACUUAUCGUCGCCGGAGAGCGCGUAUAGCACUGGUUAUUCCACUGAUGGCACAUCCCCGGGAGCGCCGCCGGCCACGCUCGCCGCUCCACUCGUGUCCCCGCCGCCGCCGCCUGCGCCACCCACCACGCACCUUUAUCAUGAACCCGCGAAGAGGCGGUCGAUCCCAGUGGUGCGUUGCGCGGAGCCUGUGCUGUGCGCGACACCUUCACCUCGGCCACGUUGUCGGAUCCGCACCAACCCAUGGCUGGGCGCCGCAACCCCACCCACCGCGCGUCGCCGCACGCCCCUCUUCCCCCAGCAGUCUCUUCAAUGCCCGCAACCAACACCUCAACUGUUACACGCUCAAUACUCACUAGAUACACAAGCGAUAUACGGAACAAGAUCCCCGCAUUUAUCGCCACAUCUAUCGCCGGAACGUUACCGAUCGCCGUACUAUCGUGGCGGAGUCUCCAGUGACGAGGAGUGUCGGGACGCCAGAACUCGUGGGAGAGAGACAGCAAUACUGUCAGACGCUGACGCCGACUCCGAUGGCGAUACUGGUCUGGACGGUGGCGACGAAGACGACACAGACUGUGACGUCACGCCCGGCAGACGACGUGCUAGACGGAGGAGACCGCCGCGUAGACCGCCACGUUCAGCAGGCGCAACGCCACCUCGCACUCGACGCCGGAACCCCGCCCCUCCGGCGCCACCGGUGCGGGAGCGGGAUCCUCUGAUGGAAGCUGACAGAGAAGCUGAGAGGAAGUAUCGAGAGCUUAUACGUGAGGCGGAUAAACUACUGGUUACCGUCUCUCGAGCUCCACUCGAACCGCCGCACAAUCCACGCAUCAGAGAGCUGAGAGCUACUGAGUCGGAGGCGCCGCGGCGCAGCCCGGAGCGCACGCACGUCACUAAUUUCAUCCGCGCCAACUCCCCGGAGGCAGCC